AUGACUUCAGUCCCAUUUGAUCUUCCAACACUUCGAAAUCAUUAUGGUCAUUUUGCUAUUAAUAAUAAACAAAUACCUAUUCUUUAUCGACUUAAAUCCGGUGUUUACUAUCCAUAUAUUGCUUUUGACCUUGUUGUUAAUGAACUAAAUACUUAUUGUUCCACAUGGAAUUCAUCAAAGAAAUUACCUUUAUUACCAAUGACCAUCAAUGAAAUACAAUUAUAUAAAACUUUAUAUCCAAAAAAAGAUUUUUCCUUAUCAUCCAAACUUAUCUUAUGUUCAUUAAUCGAUCAAUAUCUUCAAUUACUUCAACUCUUACAAGAUUCUAAAACAUCAACAACUACAGAAAAUAUUCAAGAAAAAUUCUUUGCUCGUUUUACAAUCGAUAUCGAUUAUGGAUCUAUACGAGAAAUUGAUAUAAUUAAUUCCGAAGCAACCACAAAAUAUAAUAAUCUUCGUUCAACAAUUUUUCCUUCAAUGCAAGCUGUUAAGCGGCAACUUUGUUUUGAUGAUGAAAAAUGUGAUCUUUCAUCAAUCGGUGGUUAUCUUCAAUUAGAUCGUUGUAUAUACCCAUAUAUAAUAACAUCAUCGGAUAUUCUUCUUAAUUUAAAUGAUCUUCGUAAACCAUUUAAUUCAACAUUAAAUACUUUAAUGCCAUAUUUUCAUAGUCAACCAUUAAAUUUAAUAAAUAAUUAUAUGAAAAUAAUUGAAUAUGGUACACGUUAUAUAAAAAAAUAUAAAUAUUAUUAUAAAAAUGUUGAUGAAAAAUUUAUCUCACUUUAUCAAUUACUUUUAUCACAUCGUGAAUUUUUUUUUGUACAAUUAUUUAAUUCAAAUAAAAUAUCAUUAACAGAUUUACAUGAAUAUUAUCGAUCGGAUUUUUCAAAUUUAUUAACAAAUAAUUUAUCAGAUUGUGGAUAUUUAAAUAAUCAACCUUGUAUUAAUGGAUGGUCUUUAUAUGAUUCAAUAUUAAAUCAUGAAAGAAAAUCUCGUUUAGCGACAAAAGAUGAAAUUAUUUUAAUAAAUUGGCUUUUUAUUUACGAUAAUAAAUCUAUUUAUGUACAUAAUCAAUUAAAUGAUCUUAUUCUUGUUAAACAACAAUUAUCUUUAAUAAAAGAAAAAAUGAAAUUUAUUCAAAAUGAACAUAUUAAAAAACGUUCAAUAUUAAUGAAUCAUAACAUGAAUUAA
This is a messenger RNA of Adineta steineri, 1188 nucleotides long. The record is from the annotation of a GenBank genome assembly. Lineage: Eukaryota; Metazoa; Rotifera; Eurotatoria; Adinetida; Adinetidae.